AUCUUCAGUAUAACGCGCAUUCUUGUUUUAUUAGUUACCAGGGCAACAGCUGGUCUGUAACCAUGGUUAUGAUGCAUGUGUAGUAAAGAUAGAGGUUUUGAUACAAGUAAUUGCCCCGUUGGCUUGUGGGAUAGCUACGUUGUUACACACAGCUCUGUUUCACUCCAGUUAACAAUUCGUGUUUUCUCAAUGGGGAUAUAGUAUAAUCUAGUGACAGGAAGUGACAAUUGCUGUCCCAUAGUUCAGUUGCUGAUGUGGAUUGUUAGGGAAGCCAUCUUAAAGGAUGUUAAAACUUUAAGAAGUUUUAAUUCAUCCAAAUCUUGGAUGUAUGUCAUUCAGUGAAAUAACUUUUGGAUUGGUUAAAAAAAAUCCCCACUAUCUGAUCAAAGUCCACUGACAGUCGCACAAACCCACUGCGCCAUGCCGUGUCGCAGUCUGGAUGAGAGUGACGCGUCCAUGCGCCAGCGUCUUGUGAACAGCCUCAGCCAGAGUUUCCCGCACAGUGCCCUUUCAAAAGCUCUUCAGUGCAUCAAAGAGGAGGAGGAAGAGAACGACCCGCUGAGCUCAAGCUGUUUUGCCGAGCUCAGACUCGACAAGGAGGCGGUGGAUGAUGAUGAUGAUGAACUCACAAGCCUCUCUUGGCUUCAGGACAGCAACCUUCUCAAGGAUAUUAAAGCGGGUGAGGACGAUGACAGUUUGAAAGAGAACAGUGAAGUGAAACAUGAGCACGGAUUUCCUCAUCCCUCCCAUGUGCCAUAUAACCCCCAGAAGCACAUCAACAGCAAGCCCCCAUACUCGUUCAGUUGUCUGAUAUUCAUGUCUCUCGAGGAGUCGCCAACAAAAAUGCUUCCAGUGAAGGACAUUUACCAUUGGAUACUGAGUCACUUCCCCUACUUCCAGAAUGCUCCAACGGGCUGGAAGAACUCAGUGCGGCAUAACCUCUCUCUCAACAAGUGUUUCAAGAAAGUGGACAAGGAUCGUGGACAGACGAUUGGUAAGGGUUCGCUGUGGUGCGUUGACCCAGAUUUCCGGCCGAACCUCCUGCAGGCCCUGCGGAAGACCCCUUACCACCCGUACCAUCAACUACAGAUGCUUGCCAACCCCCAACCGGCACAGCAAAACAGAUAUCUGCAAGAGUUCCGACCACAGCCCCUGGCUCCUCGUAUUGGUCCCAACUCUAUCUCACCUCAUUUAUUCCCGUUCCUUAGUCGGCGUCUGGGAGGUUCGGCCUUGGAUAUAGACAGUGAUAUUAAAGACGUGGCUCAGACAUUGGUGUCCCUCAAGAGUUGGAGCAAAGCCAAGGCGGAUAAUGCUUCUUUUGCACAAGGACUGAAAAGAAAACUCGGAGAGUUGGAGAGUCCACGGAAACCUCGAGGUCCGGUCAUCUGCACUGAAAACCCCAGCGUUGACCACACAUACAGCAUCACGCACGUGGAAGCUAGCGAAGACGAAUACGUUCCCGGCUCACCAGGGUCAUCCAUUGAUGACGAGUACGACUUUGGAUCAGAAGAGGAUAUCGAUGAUUACAGUGACGAUGAGGACAUUGAUGGGUUGAACCCUCGUCACCAGUUUAAGUGUAACAGUGACAAUUUAGACAGCGAGGGUGAGAGUGGUGUGGACGAAGUCGAUGGGUGUGUGAGCAGUGGGAAUAGUGAUAGUGUAAGAACUCCCACAAAACGGGCUCGACUUGACUUUGGAAAACGUCUGCGGUUUGAGGAGACGAGCGAAGAGGAGAAAAAGAAGAUUGCCGACGGUGCGGACGCGCUUUUGAAUCUGGCGGGAAUCUGUCUGGCAAGACAGCAGACAGUCCCGAGUUGUGUAGAAAAACUCGACGGCACUAAUGAAUAUUCGGACGAAUCUGAUGCAAGUAGCGUAGAAGACAGCUAAUCCUUAAUGAGAUUGUGACGCACUUAAUUGUACUUUAUGAGAUUGUUUUGUUUUGUUUUCUAGAAAUACUAGAAAGUGUAAGUGUUAUGUUUUGUUGUUUUUUUGUUUGACUUUAACGAAAAUGGCAGAUUCUGGGAAAAGAGACAUUGUGCUUGGCUGUUUUUGUGUAAAUAGUGGAUAAUCAUUAACAGGUGAUAUCUUGAUUAGAUGAAGUGAAAAGGACACUUAACUAUGCUUUAAUAUUAUUCUUCCAUUAUUGAUUUUUGUGUAAUGGAUAUUUGUUUGUGGUUGACUCCUGGCUAUGGUAACCACAUUUUGGUCUUCCUGAAUUAGAUCUCAUUACAUAUGCACGAUAUUCAGUGAAUUUUGUUGUCAGGUCACAAAAAGGUACCGAUCCCAACCCAGCAUAGGAUGUUACAAAUUUAUUUGUCCGAUAUAAUUUCAUUGAACUGUACAUGUUUACACGUAGGACAUUGAUCAUAGAAACAUGCUUUUCUAAGACGUUUUAGUCAUAACACCAAAUAUUGUACAUGAUGAAUCAAUGAAAUUCUAGGCUAGUCGCUAUUGUUAGAAAAUCAAAAUGGUUUGUUUAGUUCAAGUCUUAGCUAGGUGUAAUAUAAUAUGUGCAAUUCUUCUUAUUUUGAAGGGGUACGGAAAUAAUGUGUUCAUGAUGAUGCAAUCUUGUUAAAAUUUUAAUGUGAGGUAGUGCCAUUUAUCACAAUUGUUAAAAUUAUAUUGUUACGCAUUCAUGAAUUUAGAUUUAGUCCAAUUUAAGUCAUCGUUUUAGAGGUUCUUAAAGUUUACACAAUGUUUUAAAUUGACUUAAGUGUACCAAUGUUAACUUUUACAUUUUAAAUGUUUCAAUUGCAAGCAUAAAUUGUUGUUAAUGAUGGUAGAUAUAAUGGUGUUCAUUUUAAUUGUGUGUUCAUUGUUUUGAUUUGAUGUUUACAAACGAUAUUUUAACAUUCAAAUGUUAAAUAGUUAAUGAGAUAGAUAGACUUCAUCCUUUAUAGUCAAGCACACUUCUUUAUUACAUAAGCACUUAAAUUUAUGUGAAUCAUUGAGUACAGAAAGUAACAUUUUGUCACAGAAAUACUUUUUAAUUAAAUAUGAACAAUUGAGCAGAGGACAGAAGGUCAAUUUGCCAUGCACUGUAUUUUUUCCUUGUUAACCCUUUGCAUGCUGGGAAAUUUGUCUUCUGCUAAAAUAUCGUCUGCUGAAUUUCUAAAAUUAUCAUUUCCUUUGAAAUUUUUUCCAAGAAUACUAUCAGAAUAGCAAACAGUUUGGAGAACGUGGCGUCUCAUCUGGAUCCAAACUGUUUGCAAAGGUCUUCAAAAUUCGGUUCGAGCACUGAAAGAGUUAAUGAUCAUUGGUUUUGGAAAUUAAUGCUAGAGAUAUUUUUACAUCAUUUAAGUGCAUAUAAGUAACAGAAUAUGUUUUGUUGUUGAUCAAGUGUUAUUCUUGGUUCACAUUAUAUUACAUCAAUAGUUUUGACUUAAUCUUGAUUUUAAAAUUGUGUCGAUUUUACUGAGUCAGUUUGUUGAUAUGUUUACACGCCAUGUUGCCAUCGCCUUUGUUGUAUGUCAUAGUGCUAUGUGGUUUUCUUCCUGUACAUUAUUUUAUGUAACAAUUAAAUAUGUUCUAUAUUCUAUUCAUAACCAUGUCAUUUUUUAUGCCAUUUAUUUUUACGAGUAUGGCAAUAAGUCAUUAGAAAUUGACAUUUAAAUUAGUUUCAGAAACUCUUUGGCUUUUAAUUGGCUUCAAUUUUUUUUAAGAAAACGAAAUUAAUUAAAUGUUUUUUUUGUAAGUUAGUUAUAACAAAAUUUUAAAGACAAUUAAUUGAGAUUAGUAAACACUUACACAUCAUCAUUUGUUUGUUUAUUUCUCUAUAUUAAUUUGUGGACAAAAAUCAUUUAGUAUUUUAUUCAUUUCUAAGUGAAGUUGUUAUUGUUAUAUUUUUCAUGUAUUUGUUACUUGUAUUUUACUAACAUGUCGUACUUGUUGAUUCAUUUCUUAUAUUAUUGUCAUUUGUAUAGAAUAAAGGGCAGGGAGCUUUUGUGACAUGUGUAAGUAAUACAUUGUAAAUGGCAAAAUAAUGCAUAUAAUAGUUAAUAGAUGCAUUCCGCGUUAUUUGAAAACACAUGAUACUCAAAUAUAUGAAGAAUUAAAUUAAUUAAUUACAUUAUUUCCUUCUUUAUCUGUUCAACAAUAACUAGAGGUCAAUUUUAUAUCAAGAUUGAUAAUAGGCUGAACAAUGCAACAUUUCUAUUUAACAUGUUACAUGGUAUUGGCUGAAUGUUGCAAGAGAAAUUAAGAUAUACUCCAUGGGUUUCAAACUGCCAACUUAAAAUGUUAAAGAAAAAAAUAACAUUAACAACAAAUCAAUACUGCACUUUACAAUUCUUUUAAAUAUUUGAUAGAAAAUUAAUUGACAACACCAUUUUACUAGUACUACAUGUAGGUAGGGGAGACUACACGGUCACCACCCUUCCCAUGAUUUAAAUGUCUUGCUCUGUACUGUCAGUACAAGUACAGUGGUGUCUAACUGUGGUAUGAACUGUCUUCCAUUUCAUGUUGUGCUAACUCUGACAUAAGCUAUCAUGUUGAAAAAUUGUAAAAUAUGUCAGUAACAGUUUAUUGACUACAAUUUUGAAUACAUGUAUGAUAGUAUCAGGUUUAAUUACCUGUAUAUCUUAACAGGUCUUCCUGGUAUUUGUUUGUCUUGUACCAAACUAGGUAAUUUAAUGUGUUCUCACUUCUUGUUCAGUUGUUAAGCAAACUAAACUAAUUUUUAGGAAAAAAAACAACAACCAAAUAGCCAUUCUAUAGUAGUGAAAUAUUGAAUCUGCUUACGUUUAAUAAAAGUUGGUUGGUUUUUACUUGAACAUAAACGAUUUACUUAAGCUUUCCUUCUGCAUAAAUUGACAUAAAUUGAGACUAACCAAAUUUCUAUACGUAAUUUAUUAUGUUACUUAGCUUCCAAAAUCUAUAAGUACACUUUGAAAUGUGUUAAAUCAUGUAUGUUAAGAUAAUAAUGUUACGCAAAAUAGUUUAAGGCUUGUAAAGUUUCUGUAUAUGUUUUAUGUAUUUGGGAAUUCUCUACCACUGACCUGGUGCAAUAAUUCUGACUGUAAUAAAUGUGUUCAUGGUA
Dreissena polymorpha is the source of this 5038-nucleotide messenger RNA. RefSeq names its product forkhead box protein N3-like. The transcript is spliced from 8 exons. Gene Ontology annotation, cellular component: nucleus. The record is from RefSeq and is a predicted model, not a curated record. Gene Ontology annotation, molecular function: DNA-binding transcription factor activity; cis-regulatory region sequence-specific DNA binding. Bases 421 to 1887 code for a protein of 488 amino acids. Lineage: Eukaryota; Metazoa; Mollusca; Bivalvia; Myida; Dreissenidae. Gene Ontology annotation, biological process: regulation of DNA-templated transcription.